AUGCUAUUUAUCAUUCAGAAUUUUAAAAAAAUCCAAAACCAGUUUCUAAUUAAUUCUUUAAUAAUGUUUGAUCUUUACAACGCAUUACACACAAUGCCCUCACUCCCCGUUUUAAAUUGGAGGCAAAAUAUCCAAUUUUAUUAUUUUAACUCCCCUUAAAUUGGAACAAAAAAUUUUUCAAUAAUACAAUUUUAUAGAUAAAAAUAGUAUUUUUAUAAAAUUAGUUAUGACCUAAUUUGACGGGAAGGGUUAGUGUAUAGUAUUAUUUAAAGAGUUAUCAGACCAAAUCGAUUUUUUUUAAUUAAUUCUUAUUAAAAUUAAAAAAUAUUUGUUCAAUUUAUAUUUUUUAAUUUUUUUAAAAAAUUGUUUUAUAGAGAAUUUAAUAUAAUUUUUUUUUUAAAAUAGCACUUUUUAAAAAUGAAACGGAUUUUUUGUUUCCAAUUUAAAGGGAAGAGUCAGGUGAGCAUCUUACUGCACGGAAAGCCACUAAGAUGAGAUUUAUUCAAUUAGAAUCAGAACAGUUGAGAUCCUAUGUUGAAGACCUGGAAUCCUCCCUUUCAAUUUACAAACAAAUGCUCAAAGAAUUGAUGUUUUCCAAGCAGGGCCCAGAGAAAAGUGUUUGCGAUGAGACUGAAACCCAAACAGUUGUUUCUCCAAGGGUUAUUGAAACACUUAUAUCUGAAAAAAGAGCUUUAGAAGAAAGAGUCAGAAGAAUCACAAUUGAAAAAAAUGAUGCGGUUCAUAAAGCAAGAAUCAGUGAACAAAAUGCAUUUUCUGCCCAAGUCAGAGAAGAAAAAAUUGUAGAUGAAUAUGAAAUUCAGUAUAGUGAAUUACUAGCAGAUUCAGAAGCAAAAGAAUUGCAAAUAGCGGAGCUAGAAAAAAGGAACAAGGAGUUAGAAAAAGAUGUUGAGCAGUUUAAUAUUAAUAAGGAAAAUCAACUUUCCAUUGGAGAUCAAAAAUGUUUACUUUACAAGAAGAUUGUCAUCAUGGGAAGUAUUGUGAAAAAAAUAAAAGAGAGAUAUAUAAAAGCAAGCAAGGAAAAUGAAGACUUAGCAAGCCAGUGCAAGCUGCUAUUCAUUGAUUAUAGCAAAGGAAAUGAGCUCUUAAGAGAGCAGCAAAGAGAAAUGAGUAUAUCAGAAAUCAUUGGAGGCCCAAAUAGAGAAAUCACCUUUACUGAAUUUUUUGGCAGUAAAAGUGAAAGUCACAUUGCUUCCAAUUUGAACUUUGAAAAAUUUGAAAAAGAAUUAAAAGGUUUGGAGAAGGUAAGCAAUGACAACUCACCAUCCAAAAAAAGAAUAAUAGAACUUCAGAAUAAAAUUGCUAGCUCCCCCCUCUGUGAGCGAAAAAAAAAUUUGUUCCCUCACAGAGGGGGUUAAUUUUUUUUUACUAACUUUUAUAAUAAUUAUAUUUUUUAAAAAUCCAUUUUGAUAAAUUUAAUUUACAAAAUUUGUGUUUUAAAAUUCAAAAGAAUUGCUAGAGAUUUCAUUAACUAAUUAUCAAUUAUAUAUACAAAAUUUUUUUUCAUAAGAAAUUUUGUUCGCUCAAGGAGGGUGGGUUUUCACCAAAAACAUAGGGAUUAUUCCAUGGUUUUUGCCCGCCAAUGGGGGAGUAAGCUUCAAGAUCAAAAAGACGAAUACACUGUAAAAAUAAACACAAUUUCUCAAGAAGUCAACAAAGCAAAAAGACUUCAGUCAGUGUUGUUGCAUGACCAGCAAAAUAUCCAAAAGUCAAUUGAUAAGAGCAAAACAAUAGAGCAGUCCUUGGAUAAUCAAUUGAAGCAGCUUACUGUCCCUCGCUCAUCUAUCCAACCAAAACCUAACAACGAAGCUAAAAGGCUGAUAAGGCAUUGCUAUGCAGCAUCGAAUCCGUUGGAUUACGCAAAAAUAAACGGAGCUUUACAAUCAGUAAAUGAUGUAGAAUCGCCUCACUUCUCACUUGGUUCGCAAGCAAAAUUUUUUUUCUGUUAUAUAAGAGAUUUAUUUUUUAAAAAUUACUUUAAAUUAAAAUCAUAAAAUAUGUAAGAUGUUUAAAAUUUAAUAUAAUUAAUAGGAGUCCUCAUUAUUAUAAUUAUUAAUUUAUAAAAAUUUAGCUCGCUAAUAAGGUUAAUUUCCCAAAAAUUGGAAUAUUUUCAAUGGUUUGUGUGCGCUAAUCAAGGGAGUCAGUUUUUUACUCAAAAUUUAGAUGAGUGUGAACAAAAUGAGGUUUCUGUCAUCCAAAGUAAAUACGUUGAAGAUGAAAUGCUAGGCGAUAGCGUCAUUCUUGAUUUCUUGAAGUUGUAA
Blepharisma stoltei is the source of this 2279-nucleotide messenger RNA. Lineage: Eukaryota; Ciliophora; Heterotrichea; Heterotrichida; Blepharismidae. The record is from the annotation of a GenBank genome assembly.